Molecule: messenger RNA, 3393 nt
Organism: Sphenostylis stenocarpa
Lineage: Eukaryota; Viridiplantae; Streptophyta; Magnoliopsida; Fabales; Fabaceae
Source: the annotation of a GenBank genome assembly
AUGAAGACAUCUUUUCAGCUCUCAAUUUUCUCUCUGGUUUUGUCUUGUAUACUUGGAGAGAUUUCUGCACAGAAAGAAGCAGAGUCUCUUAGAACCUGGAUGAACAGUUUGAACUCUCCCUUGCCACCUUCAUGGAACAACAGCAACAAUCCAUGCAACUGGACUGGCAUUACUUGCAACAAUGCAGGAAGUGUUGUUGAGAUAAAGCUCCCUAAUUCAGGCCUAGAUGGAACCCUGAACAGGUUUGACUUCUCAGCCCUUUCAAAUCUCAGUAACUUCAAUGUCAGUUUGAAUAACUUUGUUGGAGAGAUACCGGCUGGAAUUGGAAAUGCAACACAGCUGAAAGUACUUGAUUUGAGUAGCAACAAUUUCACCCUUUCAAUCCCCCCAGAGAUGGGAAACCUCCUACAACUUCAACUUCUUUCUCUCAAUAAUAAUUCACUCCUAAAUCAGAUACCAGUUCAACUUAGCAAUUUGCAGAAUAUAUGGUUUCUUGAUCUAGGGGCAAACUAUUUGGAGGAUCCUGACCCAAUUCAGUUUAAGGGCAUGGCAUCAGAAUUUGACAAUUCUAGACAUGACACAAAACCACUUAGAAGGGCUAAUUCCAGAAGAAAUUACGAACCUUUCAAACCUCAAACACCUAAGCUCGGACAAAACAAGCUUAAUGGUACUAUACCAAAGGAGAUUGGUCUCUUGCCAUACCUUGAGGUGCUUGAAUUGAAUCAAAAUUCCUUCCAAGGGCCAAUACCAUCAUCAAUUGGAAAUCUCCGUAACCUUCGGAGAUUGGAUGUUCACAACUCAGGAAUAAAUUCCAGCAUUCCAGCUGAGAUAGGCUUCUGCACCAACCUUACUUAUCUUGAUAUGUCAGGAAAUAGCCUUACAGGUUCCUUGCCACUUUCCCUGGCUUCAUUAACCAGGGUAAGAGAGUUGGCAAUCUCUUUUAACCAUUUAUCUGGAGAACUACAUCCAUCUCUUCUUUCCAGUUGGCCAGAACUCAUUUCUUUGCAACUCCAAUUGAAUGACCUAUCAGGAAGACUUCCACCUGAGAUUGACUCACUUCACAACAUCACCUUGCUCCUUUUUUCCAACCGGUUUUCUGGCCCGAUACCUCCAGAAAUAGGAAAGUUAUCAAGCUUACAACAUCUUGAUCUGUCGUAUAGUUCUUAUAACGGUUCAAUUCCACCAACCAUUGGAAAUUUACACAAUCUUAUCAAAUUAAAUCUGGCCUCAAACCAAAUAAAUGGAGCCCUUCCUCCUGAAAUAGUUGAUUUGGAAAGGUUACAGGUACUGGAUUUGAGUCAAAACCAGCUUGCAGGACCUUUGCCUUCCUCCAUAACCCGCUUGAAAAAUAUCAAUCUACUUUAUCUUCAUUACAACAAUUUCUCAGGAACUAUUCCUGAAGAUUUUGCACCUGCCUUUUUAAGCAAUGUGAGUUUUGACAACAACAGCUUUUCUGGAAAGCUCCCAUCCGGAAUAUGCAGAGGAGGGAAUCUUAUCUACUUGACAGCCAGUAUGAAUAAUCUUACAGGUCCAAUCCCAGAGAGUCUGAGAAACUGUUCUAGACUAAUCAGGGUGAUGCUUGGAAACAAUCUUCUCAGUGGAGACAUUACCAAUGCAUUUGGUAUAUACCCAUAUUUGAACUUCAUUGAUUUAGCACAUAACCAAAUCUAUGGUUUGUUAUCAAGUAACUGGGGAGAGUGCAAAACUCUCUCGAGUCUCAGCAUAGCUGCCAAUAAGCUACACGGAAAUAUUCCUCCAGAGCUUGGAAAAUUGCCAAGUUUACAAAAUCUUGACCUGUCUGAAAACAAUCUCACAGGAAAUAUCCCAGUAGAGCUUUUUAGAUCAUCAUCUAAACUACUCAAACUAAAUUUGAGCAACAAUUAUCUCUCAGGUCAGAUACCAAAAGGGAUAGGAGAACUCUCACUGCUGCAGUUUCUGGACUUAUCAGCCAACGAUCUGAGUGGGCCAAUUCCAAAAGAACUAGGAAACUGCCAGAAACUAAUAUUCUUGAAACUGAGCACGAAUAACUUAGAUGGACAUAUCCCAUUUGAUCUUGGGAAUUUGCUCGAAAAUUUGAUAUCACUGGAGGUUUUGAAUCUUUCUCAUAAUCAGCUUUCUGGGACAAUACCAUCUGUUCUCAAAGGACUAAUCAGCCUUCAGUUAAUUGAUAUAUCCCACAACAAACUUGAAGGUCCCCUCCCAGACCAAGAAGCUUUUCUUAAUGCUACAGCAGAAGCACUGGCUGGCAAUGCAGGUCUAUGUACUGGUUCUGCUGGCAAUGCAAAUCUGAAUCCGUGUGGUGGAGGGAAAACCAAAGCAAGUAAGAAACAUAAGCUGGUAAUUGCUGUAGUCAUUCCAGUCGUUGCCUUAAUCAUUAUUCUAUUAAUUCCCCUUGGAGUUUUCGUCUUCCGGCGUUAUCAUACAAUUGAUCAAGAUGAAAAGUACAAGAGUUCAGAUGGAAAUAACUCAUUCUUCAUAUGGAAUUAUAGGAAUAUGAUAGAGUUCAAGGAUAUAUGUGCUGCAACUGAGAAUUUCAGUGAUAAGUAUUGCAUUGGGGUAGGAGGACAGGGCAAUGUCUACAAGGCAGUGCUUCCAACAGGUGAGACUUUUGCAGUGAAAUGUCUACACCAGCAUGAGGAAAUGGACUUCUCUAGAUACCAAAUAAAGAAUCUUACCUCUGAAAUCCAUGCAAUAACUAACAUUCGUCAUCGAAAUAUUGUAAAAAUGUGUGGCUUUAGUUACUUUUAUGGCUCCAUGUUUUUUAUAUACGAGUAUGUAGAGAGAGACUCUUUGGCAAAGGUGUUGCAGAAGGAACAGGAGGCAAAGAUCUUGACCUGGGACAUUAGGCUAAACAUGAUAAAAGGGUUAGCAAAUGCCCUAUCAUACCUGCACCAUGACUGCGUACCCAGCAUUAUUCACCGAGACAUUUCAGGAAACAAUAUUCUGUUGAACUCAGAAUAUGAGCCUAAGAUCUCUGACUUUGGCACAGCAAGGUUGGUUAAAAAUGGAGAAUCAAAUUGGACUGCACCGGCUGGUUCAUAUGGCUACAUGGCACCAGAACUUGCAUUUUCAAUGAAGGUGACAGAAAAAUGUGACGUUUACAGUUUUGGGAUUGUUGCCCUAGAAAUUCUGGCAGGGAAAUACCCUGAUGAGUUCCUUCUGAGUUUAGAAUCUGGGGAAUUUAAUCAACAAAAUUUAGAUUUCCUAGACAAGAGGCCUCCUCCUCCUGAAGGUACUGAUGCUCAAAUGCUAAUGUUGGUAGCAAGACUUAUUCUAAAAUGCAUCGACAAAGAUCCUUUGUGUCAACCCACCAUGACGCAUGUGUCCCAAGUGUUGCUCCCACUCUCUGUCCCUAGCUUUCAACAUGUUCACACUUCACAAUCUACUCCUUAA